AUUUCACUCCACAAUCGGAGCACAUUUUGGGGGCCAUCAGCAUCCUUAUCCAGCAUUCCAGCCAACGUUGAUCCCAAUUCAGCAUCCACCUCAACUGGGAUUUGGCAUUUUUUGUAGCGGGACAUGGACACGGAUUAAAGGGACGGACGGGCAGAGAGCCGCCAAACUGGAGCAGCACGCCAGAGCACGCCGGGGGGGAAGGGGGAGACGGGACUCGGUGAAUUCACGGAGCCCCCGGGAUAGAGCAGCUUGCGAGUGGUCCCACUCCAAGAUGACGUCCCCCAAAAACCGAACCAAGAAGAAGCCCCCCAAAGACAGCAUGACGCUGCUGCCAUGUUUUUACUUUGUGGAGCUCCCCAUCGUGCUGUCGUCGUUGGUGUCGCUGUACUUCCUGGAGCUGACCGACGUGUUGACCCCCGCCGUGGUGGGCUUCCGCUGCCACGACCGUGACCUCUCCAUGCCCUACGUGGAGACGGGCGACGAGCUCAUCCCGUUGCUCAUGCUGCUCAGCCUGGCUUUCGCUGGACCUGCCGCAUCGAUCAUGAUGGGGGAGGGCCUCAUGUACUGCAUGCAGUCCAAACUCAAGAGCUGCCCCAAGACGGAGAGCAGUAUUAACGCCGGCGGAUGCAGCUUCAACUCCUUCCUGCGUAGGACCGUGCGCUUCGUGGGUGUUCACGUAUUCGGUCUCCUAGCAACGGCGCUGGUGACGGAUGUCAUCCAGCUGGCCACCGGCUACCAUGCCCCCUUCUUCCUUACCGUCUGCCAGCCCAAUUACACGGUGCCGGGCGUGGCCUGUGACAACAACGCCUACGUCACGCAGGACAUCUGCAUGGGCAAAGACCAGUACGCCAUCAUGUCGGCCAGGAAAACAUUCCCAUCCCAGCAUGCAACACUUUCUGGCUUUGCCGCCGUAUACAUUUCUAUGUACUUCAACGCCAGCAUCGGCGCCACCACCAAGUUGCUGAAGCCGUUGCUGGUGUUCGCCUUCUGCAUGGCGGCGGGCCUGGCCGGCCUGACGCAGAUCACCCAGCACCGGAGCCACCCCAUCGACGUCUACGUGGGCUACCUGAUCGGAGCCGGCAUCGGCGUCUACCUGGCCGUGUACGCGGUGGCAAACUUCAAAGCGUCCGAAGAAGACGCCACGCCUCACCCCAAAAUGUCGGCGGCGGCCCACAAGGACACCCUGAGGGUGCUGAAUCAGCGCAGUCACGACUCCCUCUACAGGAAGACGCCGCGGGUGUCGGAGAGCCGCGAGGAGCUGGCCGUGGCCAUGGGUUCCGGAGCGCGCAGCAAGGUGAGGCGGGAGAAAGCCUCCCUGGCUUCCCUCAAGCGAGCCAGUGCCGAUGUGGAGCUCCUGGCCACCCGCGGGCCCAUGGGCAAGGAGACCAUGGUGACGUUCAGCAACACUCUGCCCCGGGUGGCCAACGGAAGCAGCCCCAUCUCGCCCUCCGACGAGCCGCCCUCCUCGCAACGCCAUAUGACCUUCCACGUACCCCUGGACCCCCAAAGAUCCCGACAGCUGGUGUCGGAGUGGAAGCAGCGCUCUCUGGAGCUGAGGAGUCAAAGCUCCCGGGAUGAAGAUGAGGGCGAGGACGGGGCUGAAGAGGCAGAUGCCAAAGAUGAGGGUGGCGACCAGGGGGUGCCGUCUUCCCUCUACCCUAAAGUGCAAGCCAGCAAAGGCACGGCCACGCCCACCGGGGCCAGAAUGGUUGUGUCUCCUCCGCUGGUCCACAUCCCAGAGGAAGCCACGCGUCCGCCGCCCGUCUCCCCCAAAAGCGCCAAGACCCGCGCCAAGUGGCUGUCGCUCACCGAGGCAGAGAGAAGUGCUGCAAAAGAGCCCAGCGUGGGGCCCAUUGCAGUGUCCACGCCCAGGGUGCCCAACACUCACCCUGCUCAGCCAAGAGUCACUCAGGUGAUGGCCAUGUCCAAACAGCAGAACCACGGAGGCGGUCCCCUAGAAGGGGGCGGCUCUUCUUCUGGCGGUGGCUCCAACUGCUCCGAGUCACCCUACUACCGGAUCCCUUCCGACCGGGACAGCUGCAUGGGCAGCAACCCGGGCAGCAUCGCUGGCAGCGGCAGCAUCGUCACCAUCGACGCCCACGCCCCCCACCACCCGGUGGUGCGGGUGACGGCCUCCAACGGGAAGCCGUGGGAAUGGCGGAACACCAUCAGCGGCAACCUGAUGGCCGGUGACGCAGCCGCGUUGGACAAGCACCGAGGUGUGCUGCGAGGGCAGGACAGCGCCCCACUGUACCGCGACUACCGGACGCUCCCGGUCAAAAGGGAGUCGCUGGAAACUCCGGAGCUCCCGCCCCCGCCGCACCACUCCCCCUCUCUGCCUCCCCCACCCCAGCUGUCGUCACCCCAUCUCCCGCCGCCGCCCCCUCACACAUCCCUCCUGUCUCACUCGCCUUCUCAGGUGUCCCCGCAGCCCUCAUCCUCCCCCUUACCCCCUCCUCCACUCCCAGCCUCCUCCAUGCCGCCGCCUCCCCCUCCCCACCCCUCGUGCUCGGCCAUGCUCCCCCCACCGCCGCACCCCGACCUGCUGGUGGACGACCACAUGCUGUCCCGUUCAUCCACGCUGCCCCGCCGACCUUCCGUGUCAGCUCGUAGUCACGCUGAGCAGGAGCACUACUACAAGGCCCUGCAGAACGAGCGGAUGCUAUAGUGCAGCGGCCCCGAACCUGUUUCACGUAAAGAAAUAUUUGGACAGAUCGGCAUGAUAACUACAACCAAUUAGCCGGUUCCAUCUUAAUAUAAUGACACUGCGUGUGUUACUUAUAUCUUCAGCAUUGCAGAAAAUCACAAUUCAUAAAGGUUAGGGUACAGGAUUAGGGUUAUCUUCUAUUUUCUUUUUUCCAAUCAGCCCGGUACCAAAUGGUUGGGGACUGCUGCUACUUUGGACAGCCCAUCUUUCAAAGACUCCGAAAAGAACACAUUGGAUUGUGAAGGGUGUUGACAAAUUUUUUAAAGGACUUCCAUUCCAGGAUGGCAUCUUCAAUCUAAAUCCGCGGCAACACUUCAACUAAACCUACCCGAUGUUAUUCCGUCUAUCAGCUGUCAGGAGAAGAGAAAGCAGAUCAAACACAAGAAUUCCCGCCCGGUCGCCGCCAGGGAGAGAAAAGCGUCUGCAGCUGAAGAAGGAGAUAGCACACCAAAAGGCCUCAGAUUUGCUCAAUCUGCUUUCCUCCGAGAGGGCGACGAAGGACGAGGAAAACAAAACAACCGCGGGCAACGCCAGCCUUCCUAAAGAUGACUGCAGCUGCUUGCCGGCUGCCGGCUUUUGUUUACUCCACUAACGACUUUUUGCUGUGGAUCUUUUAACUUCCGAGCCCGAAUCCUUCUGGGGAAUCAUCUCACUCAAACAAUGACGUUAGAUCCGUGGAAGGAAGAAAGCUGCACCCGAUCCAGGUGUCCCGGAACGGCUUGUUCACUGGAUGCAGCCGACUAGCUUCGACUCGAGUCUUUGAGACUUUCAGGGAUGCGUUCAGACUUCAUGAUUGGUUCAGACAGAACAAUCCCUAACCUUCAAAACCUUAACCGUAGAUGCUACCCUAAACAUGACCCAAUCCUAAACCUUAAACCGUGAAUCCUAACCUGAACACUUGACUCUAAUCCUUGAAACCGUCCCAUAAACGCAAACCAGUUCUCAUCAUCCAACAGCAAACCUUACCUCCCAAUCCUGAUCUCCUAACCUUAACAUUGAACCUAAAUUCCAGAACUUCACAUGUGAGCACAACGUCAGUCAACACGCUUAUUGUGACAAGCGUCAUUCAGGUCUCUGGACUGGGGAGAAAAACAACAACAAACUUGUGUCAUUUUUAUUGAUCAGGGGCAAAUAGUCUGGAUAAAUCCAGUUCAUUGGGUAUUUGUCCAGAUGCCAAACUCAUCACACCAAACAUCUGACUUCUUUUUUAUGACAUCAAAAUUUGACCAUUGUAGCUAUACCAUAAAACCAUCAGCAUUAUCUAUACGCUGCUUUGGUUGGAAAGUAGUGCUAAAAAAAAACACAAUGUAAAGCCAAAUUAAUGCAAACUAAAGUGAAAAUCAGAAAGUGGAAAUAAUUUACAUUAUUUGUUUAAAAUAAAUAUUACCUGUACAUUGCGCUAAUUUAUCAUCUUGAAAAUAAUGAUAAAUCGGCUUGCCGCUCAACGUCCAUUCUUUGCGUUUCAACUUUGUUGUAUGAAAUUAACUUUUUAGUGCAAGUUGUCACAUCCAACAUCUGUCAAUAAGUGCUUUAUAUUUUUGGAUAUUUUCAUGAACACGGACACAAAACAUUUUUUUAACAAUUCCCUGACGCUAUUUUGUACAAACGGGUACGAAUGGAAUGCAUUUUGUGUGGCGUACACGCGAGCCUCCUUUCACCAGAAUUUUUUUUGUAGGAUUUUGCACAAAAAUUGCACAUAGCAGAAAACAAAACAAAAUUUGGUCAUUUAUUUAUUAUUUUUUUUGCAAUUAAAUUAUUUGUAAGAAAUUAACAGAACUUAGUCCCAGAUUCCUUAAGACAUCAUGUAACAAUAUAGAUUUAAAAAUCAAUUUAGCAUUUUAUUGUGUUAAGCUUACCUUUGUGUACAAUUUCCUACUAAAUUCUGGUGCGAGUGCCUCACUAUUGCAUAGUGUGUGCGUGUGUGUGUGUGUGUGUGUGUGUGUGUGUCACGCUUACCUUAUUUAACAAGUCAUUGCUGCAUUUUUUAGUGCUUUUGAGUAUCAUAUGGCCCAUUUUUAAGUGUUUAAAAAAAAAAAAAAACGACUUCCUUCAUAUUAUUAUGACUGCUGUUCUUGAUCGCUUCAGCCUUUUUUUUUAUGGGCUACGUUUUCUAUCUGUAUUGAUGUGUGACAAUAACAAUAACGUUGAAUAAAAUAAAACGACUUCUUAAUUCGGG
Molecule: messenger RNA, 4883 nt
Organism: Syngnathus acus (greater pipefish)
Lineage: Eukaryota; Metazoa; Chordata; Actinopteri; Syngnathiformes; Syngnathidae
Gene: plppr3a
Product: phospholipid phosphatase related 3a
Exons: 9
Coding region: 272-2668 (798 amino acids)
Biological process (GO): phospholipid metabolic process; phospholipid dephosphorylation; signal transduction
Molecular function (GO): phosphatidate phosphatase activity
Source: RefSeq, a predicted model, not a curated record